Molecule: messenger RNA, 1810 nt
Organism: Chara braunii
Lineage: Eukaryota; Viridiplantae; Streptophyta; Charophyceae; Charales; Characeae
Source: the annotation of a GenBank genome assembly
GGACUUCCAAUGGAUGCCCCUUCCCCCAACCAGUCGAUUGUCGAAACCGCAUUGCAACGUGCUCAUGGCACAAUUGCUGGAUUACUUGCACACUGUAGUACCAGCUCCGUUGAUGGACGUCGGAGUAGAGGUUGUCGACCUUCACGACUAUGUUGCAAAGAUCGACCGCGAGUUCAAGACACAACGGUACGACGACAUCGACACGCCAUUGUUGUACAUACACAUUCAGAUCGGGGAAGCGACCUACAACGCUUUGAUUGACUGCGGAGCCACUCGCAACUAUAUCAGCCAAGACUUUAUGCUUCCAUCACCCGAGGCGUCAUCGAGGAGAUGGGUGUGUGUUUUCUCCACGCCCUCCCGCCCCAUGACAUCAUCGACGGAUGCGUCGAUGGAUCCACGCAUCACCGAGCUUCUCGACGCCUACGGGGACGUGUUCGAAACCCCGCACGGAGUAGUAUCGGAUCGGCCCAUCCGCCACGAGAUCAUCCUCGAGGCCGGGGCCGUACCUUCGCGUGGUUGCAUCUACCGCAUGAGCGAGGAAGAGUUAAGUGUGCUAUGGGCACAACUCGACGACUUUCUUGAGAAAGGUUGGAUUCGGCCUAGCUCUUCGCCAUACGUCGCUCCCGUUCUCUUUGUCCGGAAGAAGAACAAGGACUUGUGGUUGUGCAUCGAUUAUCGCAAGCUCAACGUGAAAACCGUCAAGAGCGUCGGCCUUCUUCCGCGCAUCGACGACCUCCUCGAACAGCUGGGCGACACCAAGUUCUUCUCCAAGCUUGAACUCAAAUCGGGAUAUCACCAACUUGAGAUCCGGCAGGAGGACCGGUACAAGACCGAGUUUAAGACGCGAUAUGGGCAUUUCGAAUGGCUGGUUAUGCCUUUUGGCCUUACGAAUGGCCCGGCCACAUUCCAAGCGGCUAUGACAACGGAGUUCCGACACAUGCUGGAUAGAUUCGUACUCAUCUACCUCGGCAAUAUCUUGGUGUACAGUCCGAGUUUGGACGAGCAUGUGGAGGACCUGCGCACCAUUUUGGAACGGCUACGACAAGCCAAGUACAAAGCCAACCGCGAAAAAUGCGAACUCGCGCAGCAAGAGCUGGAGUACUUGGGACAUUAUGUGACACCGCAAGGCAUCCGUCCGCUCACGGACAAGAUUGAGGUCAUCCGCGUAUGGCCCGAGCCCACCAACACCACCGACGUUCGCUCAUUCAUGGGGUUGGCAGGCUACUAUCAACGCUUGGUCACCGGAUACUCAAGGAUCGCCGCACCAUUGACGAGACUACAAUCGCCAAAGGUGCCAUUCGUAUUCGAGGACGACGCACGCCGGUCAUUCCAAGCACUCAAGACGACCAUGCUCAUGGCACCCGUCCUUAGCAUCUACGACCCCACCUCGCCAACGAGAGUCACGACUGAGGCAUGGGGGCAGUCUUGGAACAACACAACAACGACGAUUGGCACCCCGUGGAGUAUUUCAGCCACAAAGUGCCUCCCAUCCACUCACUUGAUGAUGCGAGGAAGAAGGAGCUACUCGCGUUCGUGAUGGCUCUCAAGCGCUGGCAGCACUUUCUCCUUGGGUGUCAUAGGUUCACAUGGGUCACUGACAACAACCCGUUGACCUACUACAAGACCAGGAUACGUUUAUCGACGAAGCAAGCCCUACAACCACAAUCCCUAUGGGGAGUUGCGCACCUAUCCCACGGGAACCCGGCCUCUCCAUUGCCAUGGAAGUCACCGGCCCGUUUCCCCGCGACCGUUUCGGGUACGACGACAUCCUCACGGUCUUUGACCGCUUGAGUAAAUACGCGCGACUUCU